Messenger RNA from Plectropomus leopardus (leopard coralgrouper), 3414 nucleotides. Its product is annotated as ATP-sensitive inward rectifier potassium channel 10-like. Gene Ontology annotation, biological process: potassium ion import across plasma membrane; regulation of monoatomic ion transmembrane transport. NCBI's taxonomy places the organism in Eukaryota, Metazoa, Chordata, Actinopteri, Perciformes, Serranidae. Gene Ontology annotation, cellular component: plasma membrane. The record is from RefSeq and is a predicted model, not a curated record. Gene Ontology annotation, molecular function: inward rectifier potassium channel activity.
UUUGGGUCAGAAACAGAAGCCCAGUCAGCCAAUGAUUGUCUCCAUAAUUCUCCUCAAUGGUGUUUUGUAGGACGCAGGCUGCUGAAGUUACUCUUCCUGAAGAAUUAUAGUCCCAGUUGUAUGUCUUGUGAGCAUGCGUAUGACAACAAAGCAGACAUGUGGACGAAAGGCUGAGGCUCCGGGCUCAUAACUCCUUUCUGAACACGUCAAUUAGAUUGCAAUCUCAGCUGUUAAGAUGACAUCGGCCACACCUCCUUCCUCUCGUAGCUCCUCCCCUCAGAAGGUGUGCCACUCACAGACACAGACAGAUGUUUUAAAACCCUUAUUGGGUGGUGGUGCAUCUGGUGGGGGCGGAACCCUGAGGAAGAGGAGGCGUGUUCUUUCCAAAGAUGGCCGUAGUAACGUGCGCAUUGAGCAUGUCAGUGGCCGAAGUGCUCUGUACAUGCGUGACCUCUGGACAACAUUUCUGGACAUGCAGUGGCGCUACAAGUUCUUCCUGUUCACGGCCACGUUUGCGGGGACCUGGUUCCUGUUUGGGGUGCUGUGGUAUCUGGUGGCACUGGUGCAUGGAGACCUGCUUGAGUUCGACCCUCCGUCAAACCACACACCCUGUGUGAUGCAGAUGCAAACCCUGACAGGGGCUUUCCUCUUCUCCCUGGAGACUCAGACAACCAUUGGCUAUGGUUUCCGCUGCAUCACUGAGGAAUGUCCCGCUGCAAUCAUCCUCCUCAUCGUCCAGCUUGUUAUCACCAUGCUGAUGGAGAUCUUCAUCACUGGUACCUUCCUGGCCAAGGUCGCUAGGCCCAAGAAGCGAGGUGAGACAGUGAAGUUUAGCCAGCAUGCUGUGGUGUCAACUCACGAGGGCCGACCCUGUCUGAUGAUCAGGGUGGCCAACAUGCGCAAGAGUCUUCUGCUCGGCUGUCAGGUGACUGGAAAACUGCUCCAGACGUCUCUGACCAAGGAAGGUGAGACGGUUCGUUUGGACCAGAGGAACGUGCCCUUCCAAGUGGACACAUCCAGUGACAGCCCCUUCCUCAUCCUGCCCCUCACUUUCUACCACCUCAUCGAUGACAACAGCCCCCUGCGAGCUUGGGCAGCUAAGGGUGGUGGCUGGACUGAUCCAGAGUUGGCGGAUUUCGAACUGAUGGUAAUUAUGAGUGCCACAGUUGAACCGACCUCCGCCACCUGCCAGGUCCGCACCUCCUACCUGCCAGAUGAGAUUCUCUGGGGCUAUGAGUUCCCUCCUGUAGUCUCCCUUUCGCCAUCAGGCAAAUACGUAGCAGACUUUGCCUUUUUUGACAAAGUGGCCAAGACCAAGACCACGCCUAUCUUCAAACCAUCCAGCCCGCAGCAUGGGUACCAGAGCAACGGGGGUGGGACUGUGCCUGAGUCGUCUGAUCCAGAGAAGAUUCGUCUGGAGCAGAGUUACAGGGAGAGAGGGGAGGAGCGUGGCCGGGUCAGAGACACUCCUCUCAGUGUUCGUAUCAGCAACGUGUGAGCAGAUGAAAUGGUUGAAAAGAGAACGUUUUGAUGUCAGUAGCAAAGGAAUGAAACCUCUUAUCAGAACAGCUCGGGAGACUGUUGUUAGACUGUUUCGAACUUUUGAAAGAUAUCUAGGUCACAGUAGCACCAAAUAUGGACUACUGGAGAACUGUAUGGUCAACUUCGAGUUUGUCAAGUUUGUCGUAGCCAUAUGUUUGCUGGGAUGACACAUGUUCUACACUGGUUUGACUGUAUUCAUAUGAUGACAUAACACACUUCCUAACUGCAGCUACUAUCUACAUUUGAGUGAGGCGACUGCACACGUACCUCACAUACACUUUAUACACUUUCAUAAUGAAGAAUAUAACAGGUUGGAUUAUUUAUUCACACAGAAAUAAACAUAAAAACAAAUUUACACUUACAAUUUACGAAACUAAACAAGCAUUUGAUAUGAGGGAAACCCCAGUUGUCUGGUUUGGGUCCUCCCCCGCUUGUGCGAGACAGUAUGAGUGGGUUUUUUCUAAAUUCAAGGGUAGAAGUUGGUGUGAUAAGGGGGCAGGAAACAGAGUAGAACUUCCUAUGCUUCCUCUAAAAAUAUGUGGUUAAUUCAGUUUGCACAUUUGUAAAAGUCAUAUUGCAGUUUCAGCUCUGCUUGCUUUUACUGCAAAAACAGUGGUGAGUAAUGCUAAAACAUCUCUUAUAGAACUCAUAAAACCCCCACCCCCAACUCUUCUGCAGCACUCUCAUGGUGAUAUUUUUACAUUUCCUGUUGUAAAAACCACAAAGUCCUCAUGUUAAAGACACACAAACAAAAUAAUAAUUAUGUGCAUUGUAAAUGGCAAUGCACUUUAAUAUGUUAGGUUAAGCACUUUCUGUUAAAUUUAUGUAGCACUACAACUGGAGCGUAGACAAACUUCAGACUGAGUUUAUUGUGCUCAAGGUGCUCUGUGUCUCUUGAUGGUGUGGGCAUUUCAUGUAUGACUUUUAUUGCUGUUUCAAGACAGAAAGUUAGCACUUUAUUUAAGUAUGCAAUGUACAUUUGCACCUUAGGAGGAUUAGGUGCCUAUAUGUGGAACCUUACUGUAGGAAGAUGUGUUUUUUGACUACUAAAAUCACUUACACAUUGAAUAUCUUUGAGCUGUGAGCACUUAGAAUAAACUUUAAAACAGAUGCUCCCUCACUACAAAGCCAAUUGGAAUUCAUUCUCAAUGGUAAACUGACUGAUACCUUGCCUAUAAAAUGUAUUCACCCCCUUGGAUGUUUUACUCUUUUACUGAUUUUAUAAAUCAAUCAUGGUCAAUAGAAUUUGGCUUGUUUGACAAAGAAAAAAAACCCCAAAAAACCCCAAACAAUUUAAUGUCAAAGUGAAAACAGAAUUCUACAAAGUAAUGUCACUUGUAAUGUCAAACAAAAAUAUGUAAGGUAAAAUAAGUGACUGCAUAAAUACCUUCAGCCAAUUCGUGCUAGUAGUCUCACAAUAAGUGAAAUGGGGAUCACAUGAGUGCAGUGAAUGUGUCUCAAGUGAUUGAAGUGUAAAGACAUCUGUGUUUGGAAGGUCCAGCCACUGGUUAAUAAGUAUUUUUGGCUACCAUUUCACCACAAAGACGAAAGAACACACACGCCCAGACCAGGCCGUCAUCACAAACUGAGUGACCAUGCAAGAAGGAGACUAGUGAGAGAUGCCACCAAGACACCUAGGACCACUCUGAGUUACAAGCUUCAGCAGCUGAGAUGGGAGCAACUGUAUAGAACUGUUGCCCGAGUUUUUCACCAGUCAAAGCUGACAGAGCUUGAGCAGUUUUGCUAAGAAAAAUCCAGAUGUGCGAGCCUGAUUGAAACCUAUCCACACAGACUCAGUGCUGUGAUUGCAGCCAAAGGUGCAUCUACUAAAUACUGACUUGAUGGGGGUGGGUAUUUAUCGAGUCACUUGUU